AUGCUGAGAUUGGCUCAGGGAAAGCUGAUGUCAAGAAUUUUUCGACCUGUGCGACCCUUUCUCGCCGACGGUAAAGCAACUCUCAAGAAGUACCACGCGAUCGCGAUUUCUCGCGGAUUCUUCAUCGAUUCCGCGAAGAAAGUUGAGUCGACGGCUCGGAAGGCGACUAACAAACACAUCCGUUUUCCAAUUGUGUGCCAGGUAUGGGCUUUGGAUUCGGUGUGUUCCGUAAUUUACCAGCGGCGGAAGUGGCAAGGACUCGGAAGUGGUCGUGAGGUUAUUCGAAGAGGGACGAGUCAACAGCGGUAACGAUCGAGUCUUGCUUAUCUUCACUGAUUGAAUUACUGAGUAGUUAAAUUAAGCUGUUGAUUCAGAGUAAGAGCGAUUUGGAGUAGUUUCUAAUAAAGAAGUUGAAUUUAGAGGGAGUAUCAACGGGAGAUGGACGAAACGAUCGGUUAGACUGGAAGUUGUAGAAAGGAAUGUGUAAAGCACAAUGUAAAGGUCACCGUACCUUCGACUGAACAUUUUGUUGACUAUGUAAUACCGCUGUCAGUUCGUGAGUCAACGGUAACACGAGUCUUGCCAUUGACGUACAUCCGUCCCGUGACCAUCUAACGGAGUGAUGAAGUCACAUUGCGGAUGUGCAAUGUCAUUUGCAAUUCUUUCGCGCGACUGUCGCAUUACGAUACUUCGAAUGACAUCCACAAUACAGUGGCACACGAUAAAACAAUAUCAAGAUCGACGUAGGUGUGUAUGCGAGAGACUAGCGAUGCGAAAGUCAUGCAUACAACUACUAACUCGUUUGCUUCGUUUUUUAGGAAAUAAACUUGCCUGAUGUUCUAUGAAGAAUUGUUCUCCACAGUGUCCUGAAUUUUCAUGUUACUUUAU
This is a messenger RNA of Heterotrigona itama, 888 nucleotides long. Lineage: Eukaryota; Metazoa; Arthropoda; Insecta; Hymenoptera; Apidae. The record is from the annotation of a GenBank genome assembly.